This is a messenger RNA of Penicillium canariense, 777 nucleotides long. RefSeq lists its product as uncharacterized. The coding region runs from base 1 to 777 and encodes 258 amino acids. The transcript has 2 exons. Lineage: Eukaryota; Fungi; Ascomycota; Eurotiomycetes; Eurotiales; Aspergillaceae. The record is from RefSeq and is a predicted model, not a curated record.
AUGGGUCAACGGAGCAAGGUGUUAGACACGGAUGGCCCGACGCCAAAGUUUCUCCACGCCAUCAUCAAACAACUGGACUUGAAGACCAUUGAUUGGAACCGAGUGGCUUCUGAGCUUGAAAUUUCGAACGGCCAUGCUGCCCGCAUGCGAUACUCACGGUUCAAAACGCAGAUGGACGGGCCAUCUCCACGAGCAAUCAAAAAGAGGAACGCGAAGAAAGCCGGAAAGGAUCCUCUAAAGGGAAACAUACAGGCGUCACCACAGUUUUCCCAGUCCGGGAUCGCGCCGUACUUGGAGCCAACAGAGUCGCCCUUCCAGUCCAACCCAUUCAUUAAACACGAAUCUGGUAGUCAAGGCUCUGCCACCCCCGGCACCGCAGACCGUCUUGGCCAUGAUUAUGCACGAAUUAGGCCACCAAACCACAUGCAGUCAAUUACAAAAGUCUCUCAAGGCGCUUGGCCCCAGUACCAUUCGAGUGGAAUGUCAUUCUCUCUUGCCUCGGGCAUGCCAUCUUCACUGCCUUUGAUCCCAUCGCCUUUCGCUUCCUAUUCAUCAUUUCCGAUAUCCCAUGAGGUAGAUAUGCAAGACUUCUCCGCACAGGCAGCUUCCUUCAAUUAUCCCCCAAUGAUUACUUGGGGGCCUGCAACACAGCAACAAACCGAAUCUGCCCCCUCCCCCAUGGAGAUCAAGGAGGAACCCGAGGCAUAUGAAUCCAAGUCCAAAGAUGUGGUGGUCAAAGUGGAAGAGAUCCCCGAUGGCAAAUCCUGGAUGAGUUAG